GUUAUCGCGGCCGCCAGAUAUUUGGGUUGCUCGUGCGACUGGGCCUGAAUCCAUCCAUUAUUGAGACCCGGGAGGGGCCAGGGCCUCCAACGUCAACUUCUACUGUCUGGAGAUAGAUCUCCGGCGUAGCCAGCCCAGCUCCGGGUAUUCGUCUACCGCAUCUCGGUCGGUCGAGCGAAAGACAGUGUAGCCUAUGUUAUGCUGAGACAAUUUCGAUGAUAUGUUCAGCUUGACUUGGCCGAUGAAGCUGACAACAGCUUCGUAUAAACCCUGUGCCUCGUAAACAGAGCACGCGGAACAGCCUGCGACUUGAAGCCGAUGUCAUACGCCUCGAGCACUGCAGCUGAAUCGACCCUUGUCGGGGGAGUCGCGACCUCGGUUGGUUGGCCAUAUGACCCUCCACCAUCGCCGUUGACUGCCUGAUGUGACCCGCUUGCUGUCAGUCAGGGUCCGCCCGCUGGUUAUCAGUUGGUAACCGCCAGCAACCUUCGUUGGUGUUCCUCGUCAUAGCUUCCCUUGCGUAACCUAUACUACUCCAUGUUGUCCAUGGGCGGUGGGUAAUACAACAAGCGAGAGCAUUGAGUGCCGUGACGAACGACACCGUGCGACAACAGGACCAUCCGCGGAAAUGGAACGAGCUUCGGCUGUGCACCACUACAGCAGCAUGCGAACCGUAUUGAGUUCUUAUCCUCCGAAGUCAAAUAAACGAGGCCCUGAAUGUUAUAGCAAUGCAUCGCGUCGUUGGAUCGACCCGUGAUAAGCAUGGCACCGUUUGUGACCACUGGCAGCAAGAUCUCAUUUUCGACCAAAAUGGAAAACAAGACACCGUAUCACGAACACCCCACCCCUUGCUGCUUCCGGGUACUUAUAAAUGUGUACUUCCACCUCGGGGCCUAACGUGAAUACUAAUCAUGGUCAUGUUAUAUACAAGCACGCCGUGCUUUGGUCUGGCUUGCUGAUGUUCCCACAUCGGCUCGCGCACCAGAUCUCUGAGCAGCAGACAACACAUCAUGUUGUAUGCCCGUUUACAAGUGUCCUGCCCUUCCAAGGGUGGUGACAAGACUGGUCUACCUUCAAAUACACAUACUCAACAAGUUGAACCAGACCACCAGCAUCGUAUCUCUUCUCUCAUCCAAGGACGGCUUAGUGUGCUCGGGAGCUGUGUGGACCAAUAUCUCUUCGACACUGUACAACUACGGCUUAGGGGCAUAAUCAUAUCCUCCAUUGGCGGAGACACUGCCGUUGAAGACAUCAUCACCUUGACCGACUUCAGAGCCAACACUGAUUUUGUAUUAUCCGCUCCAUCAUGUCCGGAAGACAAUAAUGCUCCAAAUACUCGACAUGUCGACUUUUACUUCGUACUACCAACCCAUGUCACGACGGCAGACGGAGUAUCGCGAUCUAUCCCACUGUCAACAAAGAUAUCAGGCACCACGAGCAAGAACACAUGUCCCAGGGGAGGAGGCGGCUUGAACCCAGGUCACCAGCAGCAGCACAAUGACAUCCACGGUGACUGCGAAGUAUCCUAUUGGAUCGAGGCUCAAUUCCGCCUGGCGGGUUGCGAAGUCGGAUUCCUCUGCAAACAUAUCAAGAUCUCGGCUUCUUCCUUCCUUUAUCCUCGACUAUGUGCCUCUCUGGCACUGCCCAAAUGUCCAUCUCCAUCACCAUCACCAUUCUUAACGCUACGAGCCAAACCUCAUCUCCUCUCACGGUGUUGUCGGCUCCUCCUCCAAAAGAGUCCAAGUCUCCAGGUAAGCCUGUACGAACCGGACAUGGCUAUCAAACAAAACCACGACUCCAAGCGCCAACUCACGAUCCCACUCGCCCUCACCAUCGACAACACUACUACUACUAGUAGUAGUAGUAGUUCCCAAUCCGCCACACUCGACAAUCGCCAAUCAUUCAAAUGCUCCGUCGUCGCCAAAUGGAUUGUCCACACGCGAUUCUCAACCACACCCAUACCCCGAGAUGGUAUCAGCAGAGACAGAGCGGUUAGUACUUGUGCCUACAAACCCAGCACGGCCUCGUCGCAGAAGUGCAAUAUUCUCUUUCGUCCACUACCGGCGUAUCCUGGUGAAGCAGCCCAAAGAGGCAGAGGGUGCUCAUAUACGGCCACAUCACAACUUGAUCUUGCCGUUCCAGAUACCGUCUCCCAACCUUCUUUGCGCUGGACACAUCUCAGCCGGACUUAUAGGCUGCAGUUGUCUAUGGAGUUUUAUGGCGUUUAUGGUGUUCCGAGGUAUAGGGUGAAUACAACCGAGGUUCCUGUGGCUGUUGUCUCGGACACGUCAUCGAUGGCUACCAUGGAUGGAGAUGGUGAUGGUGUUAAUAAGUGUGAUGAGGAUAAUGCGCAGAAGGGGGAAGGAGAAGGUGACAUUUUCGCCAAUGACUGUGAAGUGGCUGAGGUGGAGGAAGAGUCCAUUUGGGAGGGUGGUACUGUCUGCUUAGCUUCUGGCGGUAGUGGUGGUGGUGGAGGAGGAGGAGGAGGAAGAGAAGAGGUCACGGGCCAGAAACGAAGGUUGACUGCCGCCAGAACACCACCGCCCGCGUAUUUUCGAUGAAAGGCGAAGAGUGUGCGUAUGCGUGUAAAGUAUAUGACGGGUACGACUUAUACCGUGCCAUCCCUCGCCAUCUAAAAACGUCGCUCGUUGAACUGCUGAACUCGUCCGUGAGAUCAAGGGUGCUGCAAUGGCCUCCCUCCCUCCCCUAUCGAGAGAGAUCCCUAGAGAUAGGUACUAGAUAUAGCGGUUUCAAUUCAAUUCCGAUCCGAGUUAGGUAGCAGUUCCCGAA
This is a messenger RNA of Exophiala dermatitidis NIH/UT8656, 2790 nucleotides long. RefSeq lists its product as uncharacterized. The record is from RefSeq and is a predicted model, not a curated record. NCBI's taxonomy places the organism in Eukaryota, Fungi, Ascomycota, Eurotiomycetes, Chaetothyriales, Herpotrichiellaceae. Bases 1011 to 2561 code for a protein of 516 amino acids. The transcript has 2 exons.